UGGUUAUGUAUUUGUUUAUAUAAAUUCUUGUUGUUUAAAGAAAGUCUUAUUUAAUUUUUAUCGUCAAAAUUCCAAGUUGAAUUGAACUUUCUGUGAAAGUAUCAGUGCCUUUUAAAAAAAUUUAGGAGAUAAUUUUACUUACUGGUUCAAAAAGUAGAACUAUACAAAUUCAGCGAUUUUCCAUCAUUCGAAGCGACCAACUGUCAUUUUCUCUAACCUAAAUUCAUCAAAAAAACCAAUUGGACUCCUCAGCCUCAGAAAACUAAAUUUCAAAUUUCAGAUGCUCACACCUGUAAGAGGAACUUCUGGGACUUGAAAAUGUGCCUGAUAAAAGGCACAAAAAAUGAUCCUUCUCCAUGUAAACGGAAAGGAUUUUCUGAGGAGACUAAAUUGAUACUUUAUUCUGACUCUCAGCAUGUAGUCAAAUGAGCUUUAACUAAGUUUCCUCUUUAAAUAGGUAUAUCACAGGAAUGAAAUUUGAAACUCUUCUGGGGUCAUCUUAUUCAACAGUUUUCCAUAGAGGUCUUUCAAAAUGGGGAAAAAGUCACGUGAUAAUGACACAAAAUUUGAAGCUUGGGGAGAAAAUGUUGAAAAUGGUCCUUCGGUCUCACCCGAUAAAAUGUUAAAAAUUCAGUCAGAUCACUCGAAAUCACCAGAGAAAAUUGUAAGAAAUUACCGGAAUCCGUCAGUAACACCGGAAAAACAUUUAAAAAUCCAGUCACGUCAUUCAAAAUCGCCGGAAAAAGUUAUAAAAAAUUGUUGGUGCCCCUCAGUAACACCAGAAAAGACUGUGAAAAUUCAGUCAUGUCACUCAAAAUCACCAGAAAACGUUAUAAAAAAUCAUCGGAGUCCUUCAAUUACACCAGAAAAGUUUUUAAAAAUUCAGUCACGUCACUCAAAAUCACCAGAAAAAGUUAUAAAAAAUCAUCGGAGUCCUUCAAUUACACCGGAAAAGUUUUUAAAAAUUCAGUCACGUCACUCAAAAUCACCAGAAAAAGUUAAAAAAAAUCAUCGGAGUCCUUCAAUAACACCGGAAAAGUUUUUAAAAAUUCAGUCACGUCACUCAAAAUCACCAGAAAAAAUUGUAAAAAAUCAACCAAGUCCAUCAGUAGUACCGGAAAAUUUGCUGAACAUCCAAUCGCAUCACUCAAUAUCUCCAGAGAAAAACAUUAAAGAUCAAUGGGACCCUUCUACAACCCCGGAAAAUGUUUUACAGAAUCGACUAGGUCCUACCACAUCGGCAGAAAAGGUUACAAAAAAUCAAUCGAGUCAUUCCAAUUCACCAGAAAAGAAUGUCAUUGAAGAAUCCCCUACCAAGAAUAACAAAGAUAAGAAAGAAUCCAAGAGAAAGGAGAAAAAAUGUUCAAACACUACUGCGAACAGUGAUGCAAAACCAAGAGCACUUGAUAAUGGAUGGAAAUUUAGAAAAAUGAUUAGAUCGAUCAAGGAUGCUGAUUUAAAAAAGCCGUGCAAAGUUCACGGCUACAGUACACCUCCAAAAAAAAACUGCGGUAGAGGUUACCACAGAAGUAUGACAAAGCAUCCGACCAUUGAAGAAAAAGUUGAAGAUAAAGCAAAAUGUGAACUUGGGGUCUUUUCAACCUUGGAUGACACAUCCCAGGUCAGCGACAAAUCACCGACUUAUCCUAGUACAAAAAGCAUUCUCAAAUCGAAUGGUGACAAGGUAUCGAAGAUGAAGUCCAACAUAAAGUUUGACUUCCUCCCAAGCACUUGGAGUAGUACAAGUUGGAAGACUGAUCCUCUAAACUCAUCCACUUUUGCAUCCCAUCUCUCAAAAAGUAGGUAUAAUACAUUUAAAUCGAGCCAAUCGCAGAUUCGGUCCUGCUCUUUCUCUCGUAAUAAUCACCAAUCUUCCUCUUUUUCGGGCUCUUUUCCACAUGAUCAUCGUUUCUCAUCUCCUGGCCACCCGCUAGGACUUUAUCAAGAAGCUCCAGGCUCGAAAGUUAGGGUGUCACCUCUUUCUCAGAUUCUAAACCAUGGUAGAAUUGACAAAGACUCUCGGAGAUCAAGCAGAGCCUCUAUCAACAUUCUUUCCAAAUUUAAUCAAAUUUAUGAGAACCCAGACCUUUAUGAUCCAAGAUCCAAAAGGAGUAUGUUGAGUCUCUUGCAAAAACGGUACAGCACCAACAACACAAGUGUGCCUUACACAAAGAAACCUCUAAUUUACAGCACAAACGUCACAGGAAAACCUAGGCACGGCCCGAAAGUAGUUUGUCAUUCCCAUCCAACAGCUCAUCCUGAGGUCCUAAGUGCCACCUCCAUUCAUUCUGAAAGCUUUGAAUCUGAUUUUGAUGUCAUCAGCUUACUUUCGAGCCAAUCUGAAACAAUUAAUGCUGCAGAAAAUGCAGCCCAGCAUCAAACUAGUGUGAACUUAAGAUGUUGUGAACCUAACUGCAAGUCUUCGCCGUUGAGACAGCUGAACCAACAACAACGCCACACUAAGACAAUCAGCUCAUCUGAAUCAAGUGAGAUGGAGAGUAGUUGUUCAUUCUGCAGUGGAAUGUUUCGCAGCAAUGUCCCAUCCAGCAGAAUGGAUGGAAAGGGUGUAGCAGAUGAAAAUUGGUUGAGCGAUUUUUAUGGGCCAAAAUACAGAAUGAGUCUGAGGAACCAAGUAUGCAAUAAGGCGUGAUAAUUUCGCGCCAAUGAUUAUGUAAGGGAGAUUAAUAUCUCUUACUGGUUGAUAAAAUGGAACCAGUUGAAACGACGCAAAGCUCAACGACUUCCAGCUGCCUUCUACAUUACAGUAUUAAUUGAGAACUCCAAUGUGAUAUAAAAAUAGUAGGGAUUUAAAUUUUUAAGAUCAAACAAAAUUAGGCUGAGAUUGAAUUAUUGAUGAUUGUAGUCGAAAUUAUACUUUCAAAAGUCUAUCCUGGUUGCAACUUUUACUUAUUAAAAAUUUGUAAGAAACUCCCGAACAGGGGAGGACAAUAUAGCAGGUAACUGUAGAUUUAGAGAUUGGAUUUUCACUUUUUUCCUUCGGUUCACUAAAAAUACAAUAUCUAAAGUUUUUAUAUUCAAUAUCUUAAUAAAAUGGUGUUUCAAAAACUAUAAA
Bemisia tabaci is the source of this 3073-nucleotide messenger RNA. RefSeq lists its product as uncharacterized. The record is from RefSeq and is a predicted model, not a curated record. Lineage: Eukaryota; Metazoa; Arthropoda; Insecta; Hemiptera; Aleyrodidae.